Messenger RNA from Leptomonas pyrrhocoris, 1904 nucleotides. RefSeq lists its product as hypothetical. Lineage: Eukaryota; Euglenozoa; Kinetoplastea; Trypanosomatida; Trypanosomatidae. Bases 678 to 1904 code for a protein of 408 amino acids. The record is from RefSeq and is a predicted model, not a curated record. The transcript has a single exon. Gene Ontology annotation, molecular function: calcium ion binding.
AGUGUCCUCCGCCUGCUUUUCUGCUUGUGUUCUUGCAAGAGGAUGUGAGUCGGUAAAUUUACCGUCUUCAGCGUCAAACUCACAACCAAAAACUCCUUGGUUUCUCUUCUGUUUGAUAUUCGUUGUUGGUAACAAUAAAUCUUUCCUUCUGUGUUUGUGUGCGCCAACGUGCAUUCUGCUCCCUGCACGCGUACCCUCUUCCCUCUGCUUUCCGCUGUUUACACGUUUGCGUACGUCGAAGUGACGUCCUCACGUACUUUCUUUGUUGCCUUUCUAUUUUUUUAAUAUUUGUACUGAUAUUGCCGCUUUCUCGGUUCACAUCUUUUACUCCGUCGUUUUAUCUCGUAUUGGAAAUAUCUAUUUUUAGUGCGUGAUUGUUUUUUGUUAGUAGUACUCAGCUUGCCGCUUGCUUUAUGUUCAGCAGCUUUGAGUCAGGACUUUGUCCUCAAAAGUGGUCCUCUCAUUCACUUGCUGUGCUUUGCGAUCGUACCAAGAGCAGAAAUAACUGUUGACAACGUUUUAGCGCGAUACUGAUUUCAUCAGCUGCGGCUGUCUUUCCUUCUUCUUUGCAGGCUUCAACACUUUCGGUGGACUUUAAAGUGCUUGGGUCUUUGUUGCCUCUUCAUUCGUGUAAACGAAAAACUAAAUUUAAAAAAACCAGAGCAGAAGGAGUCACAAUGGCAAAUCUCUGUGUGGGCCAAGACUUUAGUGAGGAGCUCACCUGCGCCGUGUGCCUAGACUCGUGGAAGGAGCCGAUUGAGCUCUCCCCGUGUGGGCACAUCUUCUGCAGGGAAUGUGCGGUAGGCUUGAAGGAAUGCCCGGUGUGCCGCAAGAAGAUUGAAUCUUCCAACCAGCCGAACCGCACGCUGGUGAACAUGGCGCUGCAGAUUCCUGUGAAGUGCAUGCGCUGUGGGUGGCAGGGGACGCGCGAGCAAGGGAUGCGUCACGAAUGCGGUAGCGGCUCUGCCCAACCAACGCGAUUGUCAUCCAUCAGGCCUCCACAGCCGGCCCAGGAGCCGCCGCAGCAUCCGUCGGCGACAAGCACAUCCAGUCCCUACGCUCCCUACACUUAUCAGUCGAACCAACAGAAUUCCAGUGGUGGGUAUUCUGCCUAUCCUCCGGAUCCGCCGAACGCCUCGAACAAUUUGUGGCAAAGCGGUGCGCCAACGCAGUCACGGCCGCAGCAGAAUAACUACCAGGGAGGCUACCAAGGUGGUUAUUCGCCUUCCUAUCCCGGCGCGGCCCCAUCGUUGUCCAACAACUACUCGUCAAGCUACUCGCCGAACCCCGCCAAUUCUGGUGGUUAUCAAGGCUACCCGGGAUACCCAGGGUACCCAGGCUAUCUCCCACAGCCACCGCAGCCGCCACAAACGCGUCGUAGAAUGAGGAAGUAUGAAGUGAUUGAGCCAACGGGAAAUUACCCGUGGACGCUUUACGGUCUGGGACAGAAUGAGUACGACCAAAUUGUGUCGCUGUUCGUCUUCUUCGACGACGAUGAUAGCGGCUCCUUGGACAGAAACGAGGUGGCUCGCCUGGCGCGUUGGCUGAACUUUGCGAACACGCCGCAGGAUGUGCAGCGCAUCUUUGACGACAUGGACGCGGACCACAGUGGUAGCCUGUCACUGGGCGAGUUCCUUAGCUGGCUGCGAUACAACAAGCCCAACCCGCAGGCGUUGUACGGGCUGACGCAGUCGCAAUACAACACCAUCAUGAUGCAGUUUCACACCUACGAUACGAACCAGGACGGGUGCCUCGAGAUGAACGAGUUCACGCGGCUAGUGUUGAAUCUGCGGGAUGUCAGGGACGAGGCAACGGCACGGCGUCUCUUCCAGAUGAUUGACCUGGAUCGUGACGGAGAAAUCAACCUGCACGAGUUCCUAACGUUCCGCGCGGGCAAAGGUUGA